UGUGUUGCAAUGAACCAAUUACCUCCUUCCUGAAUAGUGUAAUAGUAGAGUAAUCGAUAGCCCAUUACAGGGCUGGCUCACCAGUGAAUACAGGAAACACAGACGGCAUAAAUUAUGCAUGCAGUGCUGGUUCUUUAGUCUCCAAGCAGUGAGAGGGGGCUUGUGGAGAGAGCAGGGAUUGCUUCUUACAUUAAGAGACUGCAGAAAAGGACUUCAUAUUUUUGUGCAGGCAAGUGACAGUAAUUCUGGUGCCUUUUUUUUUUCAAGGAGACUGAGAAAAAAAUAAAAUAAAAUCCCUGGUCUUAUUUUACUAAGCAUUUUGGUCAGCAAGCAUUAACGACAUACAGUGCAGAACAAAUAUUCCUACUGCCUGACCACCCUGAUUCUGCAAUUGGCUUGGAGUUGCUGUUUGGGCUGAGUUUUGCUCUGAGGUCACAGCUUGAAAUCCUUUUAAUUUGAUGGCUGCUGCAGGAUAGAAUAUACAAAACAAUCCCCCUGCUCUACACAGAAAGUGGAAUAUUUACAUGGGAGUGGGACGGUGUCUCUUUUUCAUAUCCAGAGGCAUUACAAGACAGUCAAGUUUAAGCAGAAUACAAGACUUCAACCCUUGAAAAUCGAUGCUGUUUCAUUAGAAAACUGAGAGAAAAUGCAACCCCUGACCUUAUACCUUGUUUGUUUGUCAUUUAUGUUGUGCCAUGCUGAGGAAGGUACGGGAUAUGGACCAGUAUUUGAGGAGGAGCCAAUUGAUACAGUAUAUGCAGAGGAGUCUCCUGAAGGAAAAGUCACUAUGAACUGCAGAGCACGAGGAAACCCAGCUGUUGUAUACAAGUGGAAAUUAAAUGGCUGGGAUAUCCAUGUGUUAGACACAGAUGAUCACUACACUAUGGUAGGAGGGAACCUGAUCAUUAACAACCCAGAGAAAAGCAGGGAUGAAGGGCGGUACCAGUGUGUAGCAAAAAAUAUAUAUGGCAGUGUGGUCAGCAGAGUGGUCACCAUCAAGUUUGGAUAUGUACGAGACCUUGAUCCGUUUUUAACAGAAGAACGCUCUGCAGUGUCUGUGAAAGUUGGACAAGGCGCUGUGCUGCUCUGUGCACCUCCACCACAUUACCCAGAUGACUUGUCAUACCGCUGGCUUCUGAACGAGUUCCCCAUCUUUAUCACGCCGGAUAAUCGAAAGUUUGUAUCUCAGACAACUGGCAAUCUGUACAUUUCGAAUGUGGAUCCAGCAGAUAAGGGCAAUUACUCAUGCUUUGUGUCCAGUGCAUCUAUUGCAAAAAGCGUCUUCAGCAAGUUCAUUUCACUGGUUCCCCAGGACGAACGUGAGAAAGUGAGAAAGUAUCCAGCAGACAUAAAAGUUCGGUUCCCAGACACCUAUACACUGGUUGGACAAAACGUGUCACUUGAAUGUUUUGCUCUUGGAAACCCCAAUCCCAAAAUUGUGUGGAGAAAAGUCGAUGCGCCCUUUCCAAGCAACUAUGAGAUCAGUUUGUCUGGUUCCGUUUUCACAAUAUUUAACAUCCAGGUUAAAGAUGAGGGCCUGUAUGAAUGUGAAGCACUGAACGUGAAAGGAAAAGAUAGACACCAGGCAAGAGUUUAUACCGAGGCUUACCCAGAGUGGGCAAAACAUAUAAAUGACACUGAAAAAGACAUUGGAAGUGAUCUGACUUUGUCAUGUGAAGCCAAAGGCAUUCCUAAACCUACUAUCAGAUGGCUGAAAAAUGGAAUUGGGUAUGGUAAGGGUGAUUUGAAAUUCUAUGGACUGACCUUGGAGGAUGCUGGAAUGUAUCAGUGUGUAGCAGAAAACAAGCAUGGAACUAUUUAUGCAAAUGCUGAGUUACGAGUAAUUGCCAGUGCACCUGAUUUUGAAUUGAACCCUGUGAAAAAGAAGCUUCUGGGUGCUAAAGGUGGUAGAGCGGUAAUUGAGUGCAAACCAAAAGCUGCCCCCAAACCCAAAUUCUCCUGGAGUAAAGGGACUGAACUGCUGCAAAAUAGUACAAGGAUAUAUAUUUGGGAGGAUGGGAGUCUGGAAAUCCUAAAUGUCACAGUAGCGGAUGAAGGAAGGUAUACAUGCUUUGCAGAGAACGACAGAGGGAAGGCUAAUAGCACAGGCACCCUUUCUGUUACAGAAGCGACUAAAAUUACUCUUGCACCUUCUAAUGCUGACGUGACUGUUGGAGAAAAGGCUACCAUGCAGUGCCAUGCCACUCGGGACCCCUCACUGGAUCUUACAUAUAUCUGGUCUGUGAACAACCACGUCCUUGACUUUGAUAAAGAGAAGGAGCACUACGGUCGAAAUUUGAUGAGUGAAGACAGAGGGGAUUUGUUCAUUGCAAAUGCCCAGUUACGGCAUGCUGGGAGGUACACCUGCACAGCUCAGACAAUAGUGGACAAUUCUUCAGCAUCCGCAGACCUGGUUGUGAGAGGACCACCAGGACCUCCAGGUGGUGUUCGAGUGGAAGAGAUCAGAGAUUCCUCAGUGAAAUUGACAUGGAGCCGUGGAACUGACAAUCACAGCCCUAUUUCCCUAUACACCAUCCAGGCCAGGAGUAUGCUGUGGGAGGACUGGAAAACUGUCAAAACAUCUCCUUCAAACAUCGAAGGCAAUAUGGAGGCAGCAAAUGUAAUUGAUUUAAUUCCCUGGAUGGAGUAUGAAUUCCGUGUAAUAGCAACAAAUACAUUAGGGACAGGAGAGCCUAGCAUGCCGUCGAGACAAAUUAAGACUCUGGAAGCAGCUCCCACUGUGGCUCCAUCUGAUAUUGGAGGGGGUGGGGGAAGCAACCGAGAGCUAACAAUUACAUGGACGCCGGUGUCAAGAGAGUACUACUUUGGUGGUAAUUUUGGCUACAUAGUGGCCUUUAAGCCACACGGUGAUAAGGAAUGGAGGAAGGUUACAGUGGCUUCUCCAGAAGCCAGGCGUUAUGUACACAAAGAUGCAUCUAUCACCCCGUCCACUGAAUUCCAAGUCAAAGUCAAAGCUUACAACAACAAGGGAGAGGGUCCCUUCAGUCUAACAGCGGUUGUUUAUUCAGCCCAAGACGCUCCUACUGAAGCACCAACAGGUGUAACAGCUCGGAGCUUGUCAUCCUCUGAAGCCCAGGUCUCUUGGGUGCCUGUUGUCCAGCACACAAUAGAGGGGUAUGAGGUUCGAUACUGGAGGACACAAGACAAAGAAGAAGCUGCACAUCGAGUACAAGUAUCCAGUCACACUAAUUCAACCAGACUGGAAAAUACACUUCCAGAUGCACAUUACCACAUAGAGGUCCGAGCCUUUAACUCUGCUGGAUAUGGGCCUCCCAGUGAGCUCUGUGAUAUCUACACAAAGAAAGCACCUCCUAGCCGCCCUCCAAAAAUAGUCAGUAAAUAUAUUGUCGGUUCCCGAGUGAGCAUCGUCUGGGAGCAUGUUGAACCUUUGGCUAAUGAAUCCAGAGUGGUUGGAUACAAGGUGCUGUACAGACAAGAAGGAAAGCCAGGAGGAACGUUGUAUUCAACCGGUAAACACUAUAUAGAUGUACCAAUUCCAAAAGAUGGCGAGUAUAUUGUUGAAGUUCGUGCACAUAGUGAAGGAGGAGACGGAGCAGUGGCUCAAGUCAAAAUCACGGGUGAACUCGGAGGAGCCGUCAGUGUACAGUCUGCCAGUGUCACCAGUUUGCUGUUUUUGGUCCUGGUUGCUAUUUGUUGCCUGGAGCUGUGAAUGUCGCUUCAUUAUUUUUCUUCACUCUAGUGAAGUGGACUCCGAAAGGUUCAAGCCUGUGAGGACAUUGGAUCUUUUCAGAAUCCCUGAUAUCAUCUUAAAGCCAAAUACAAAGCUCUUUGGAAUAUAUAAGUGGAAAUGGUAAAGGACAAAGACAGCCAGAAAAUCCCAUAUUAAGUACCUAUAAAAAAAUAUAUUUGAAAGAGAAUUCUAACUUCUAACUUGUUCAAUAUGCCUUCUAGAAACAUUUACACUUUUACAGUUGCAUGAUUUGGUCUCAAGGUACAAGAUGCCAGUGAUAUAAAUACAAUAGCUAAGGCUGUUAAAUCCCCACAGUAGGGGAUUUACCUUCAAGAACAAAUGUCCAAUUUAUUUAAUAGAGCAUUUGGGUGUAAGUGGUAUGUGUAAGAGUAAUUGAGUCUGUCUUAUAUGUUUGUGUUCUGCAAAUUGUAUUAAUGGCUGUUGUUCCUUUCUACAUAAAUAAAGCACCCCCAAUAUAGAUACAGUCAAAACCAAUACAAAUUUCAUUUACAUGUUGUAUAUAGUAACAAACUUAAAUGUUUCAUGGCACAGCUUAGCUUUGCUUGCUAUAGCCUACGUAUGCACAGCCCAUCGCUAUCUGUACAUCUAGCAAUUGGCUUUUUGCAUUUUUUAAACUUCAUAAUUGGAUAUCCAUAAAAAAAAAAAAAAGGUAUUUUUUAACAUCACAAGAAGCUUAAUAGCAAGUCACUUUGUGAUUUGAACUCUUCUGCUGGUGCUUUUGGAAUUAUCUUUAUUCUACCAUGAUAUCAUUCUUUCAAUGUUGCAAGAUCAACUGGAAUCAUAAGUUGUGUGCUAAGAAUCUUGUGAUACUAUCUUGACAAAAUGUCUGUUUUUUAUCUAAGACCAAAUCUAAAAAAUAUAUAAUAGCAGACUACAAUAAUGUUUUGUAUAGUGCUACCAUAUCAAGUUAUUAUAAAGAAAAGUCUGGUAUUAAAACAAUUCUCCUGUGUCUGGCAAAAUAAUAUUGAAUGUGGAGAAACACUUUCAAUCUGUAGCAUAGUUAUGAGCUGUCUUGGCCUUUACUGAUUGAAAGCAAUAGUAAAUGAAAAACAAGAAUAAUACAAAGAUGGAAACAUAAAGCAAUGAAUAGGAAAUAUUAACAUGUAUACAGUAACUCACUGACAAAAAAAAAUGUUAUAAUAUCCAUUUUAAAUGUAUGGUGAUGACAAUGUAGUUGAGAAUCAUAAUACUGUGUAUAACAAAUUGACUGGACUGAAAGUUGGUAAACAGGUAUGAUACAAAAAAAUAUAUACUUUUGUUUUGACUGUAUCGUUGGGGAAAUCAGUAUUACCUGCUGGUGCUGUGUAAAGAAUGUACUUUUUCUUGUUUAAAUGGUUGAUAUUCCAGUCUGAGUGUGAGUGUUGAUUAUAUGAAGUGGUUCUGAAACAGCUGGCUCAAAUAGUGCAAUGUCUGAUGCUUCAAAAAAUACUAACUUUGAACGAUGUUUUAGUGGCACACCCUGACAAGCUUGGUAGAGGUAGUUUUUAUCUUUUAGAAUUUCAGGAAAAAAAAAAAAAGAAUUAAAAGCAGCAAGCAUAUUGGUAUUAACUGUCAAAAAGCAAAAUAGGUACAAUACUGCUUAAAUAUACAUUUUGUUGUUAUUAUUACAGUAAUAUAUGAUUUUUGUAUUUUUAAAAUAUUAUGGAAACAAGUUGUUUAUGAGUUUUAUGUCUGUGACUUAAAAUGUUGUUUUUUUGGUUUGAUAUAAUCAUUUUUUUAUGACUGAUCACAGAAUUGUUUAUUGAAAAUAGAGAUGUAUAGUAUCCCAGAAAUGUUAUGUUUGAAACACAUCAGUAUGGUACACAAAUAUAGACUUCUGCAUUGUGAGUACCUAACAUCAAACCACCAAAAAGUGCAUUUUCUUUUCUACAUAACAAUAAAACAAAUUAUCGGCCAAAUUGCCAAAUGCAUGAAUGCCUUUAACUGCAAAAUCUAUGAUAUUCGGAGCAAAUUGGUACAUUUUAUUGUGCAUGAAAUGGAAACAGAAGGUAAAUUUUAAUUUAAACAUAAUUACAUAUGAAAAAUAAUUCAACUCACAUACUGAUCAGGUAACUCUAAACUACCUUUACUGGUAUAAAAACAUACAUGUUUGAAUGAAACCCUCUGUGUCAGAAAUAUUGUAAAUAAGCCUAACCUAUGUAUUAUCUGCUUACAUAAAGCCAGUCUUCUCAAUUAAAAUUUAUAUAGACA
Messenger RNA from Polyodon spathula (Mississippi paddlefish), 5923 nucleotides. Its product is annotated as contactin-1-like. Gene Ontology annotation, molecular function: cell-cell adhesion mediator activity. Bases 647 to 3691 code for a protein of 1014 amino acids. The transcript has 24 exons. Gene Ontology annotation, biological process: brain development; cell-cell adhesion. The record is from RefSeq and is a predicted model, not a curated record. Lineage: Eukaryota; Metazoa; Chordata; Actinopteri; Acipenseriformes; Polyodontidae.